This is a messenger RNA of Eimeria necatrix, 1362 nucleotides long. Its product is annotated as kelch motif domain-containing protein, putative. The transcript has 4 exons. The record is from RefSeq and is a predicted model, not a curated record. The coding region runs from base 1 to 1362 and encodes 453 amino acids. Lineage: Eukaryota; Apicomplexa; Conoidasida; Eucoccidiorida; Eimeriidae. Gene Ontology annotation, molecular function: protein binding.
AUGUGUGACCCUCUAAGGCACAGCGCCUGGAUAAACCUUCCGCCAAUGCUGCAGCAAAGACAGCAGCUUGCUGCUGUCGCUGUAGGGAAUAUGCUGGUGGCGCUGGGCGGCCGCGACAGCACUGGCAACAAAGGCCUCGUGCUGAAGACUUGCGAGCGUCUUUUGCUGCCUCUUUCUUCGGAAGCCCCUGCUGCAGCAGCAGCAGCUGCUGCUGCUGCCAGUGCAGCAGCAGCAGCAGCAGCAGCAGAGCCUGCGGCCGGUGCCCCUGCAGCAAGUGCUGCAGAGGGAGCAGCAGCGACGCCGCCAAGUCCGGACACGCCCGCAGCAGCAGCAGCAGCAGCAGCAGCAGCAGCAGCAGCAGCAGACACUGCAGCAGCAGCCCGGCCCAACAGCUCCUCCCCGACCCCCUCCCCAGCAGCAGCAGCAGCAGCAGCAGGGCCAGAGGCCUCUGAGGCAGCAGCAGCAGCAGCAGCAGCAGCAGCAGCAGCAGGAAGCCUCAGGGAGAGCCCGCGCUGCAUGCGCCAGGGGGCCCCCGGGGGGCCCCCCAGUACCCCCCGCAGCAGCAGCCGCCCCACUUUAAAGGGUUUAAUUGGGCCUUGGCUGCUGCUGCCUCCAAUGAGACAAGCAAGAUGCAGAUUUGCUGCUCUCCACUUCAGGGGGAAGCUCUUCUGCGUUGGCGGUUUGGGGGGCGUGAAAGCAGUAACAUCAGUGGAGGUUUUUGACGUGGCGAACAACGUCUGGAUUGAGGGGCCUCCCUUGAACGUGCCCCGCAUAGAUGCUUCGCUGCUGCUGUGGGGUGCUGCUGCUGCUGCUGCUGGGGGCCCCCUGCUGCUGGCUGUGGGGGGCCGCAGCGCCGUAGAAGAGAUCCAGGGGGCCCCCCUGAGGUCUGCUGAGGCCCUCGACUUGGCAGCUUUUUUCGAGUCUUCUUUUGGCGAAAAGCUGCAGCCGCUGCAGCAGCAGCAGCAGCAGCAGCAGCAGCAGCAGCAGGGAGGAGGCCCGCAGGACAGCUGCGAGCAGCAGCAGCAGCAGCAGCAGCAGCAGCAGGAGACGCAACACGGUCUGCUGCCCCUGCAGCAGCAGCAACAGACAACAGACGAGCAGCACAACCAGCAGCAGCAGCAGCAACAGCAGCAGCAGCAGCAGCAGCAGCAGCAGCAGCAGCAGCAGCAGCAGCAGCAGGUGCAGUGGGUGCUGUAUGAGGAGUCGGGGCUUGGCGGAGUGUCCCUCGGGGGCUGCGUUGUGGACUGUCCCUCUUGGACUGUAUGCGCAAAGUCACUUGCUGCUGCUGCUGCUGCUGCUGCUGCUGCUGCUGCUGCUGUUCCUGCUGCUGCUGCUCGUUCUUGCUGUUGCUGCUGCUGCUGA